AUGCCGCGCGAUGUGCUCAGGGAGAUUGCUCGGUUCUUGGGCUCAAGCCGAUAUGCCGGUGCAUCAACCGCGUGUAGGGCGGAGGAGGAGCUGGCAGUGACCUUGGAGAGUCCGCCGAAGCGCACGCCGCGGGAGUGGCCGACCCCGCAGACCCCGCAGACGCCGCCCGGGAGAAAGGCGCCGCGCGCGCCGCUCAGCACGCCGCCACGGGUGGCGAAGCCGGGCAGUCCCUCCCAGGCGUCCCUGGAGUCUUGGGAGUGUGUGGAGCUGGAGCUGGAUGAGAAGCUGAAGCUGUUGGACCUCACACAGGAGCUGAACAGUCUCGAGCAGUGCUUCGAUGCCUUCCAGCAACAAGGAUCUCAAGCACUUCACAGCAUCAUGCAAGAGGUUCAGGAGCUGCACGCCUCUGCCGUCCAGGCGCUUGAGCAGCAGGUGGAUUCAUCGCAGCUGUGCUUUGCCGUGCAAGCCGCCAGCGCACUGCAGGCCAGCCACUGGGCGGCUGCCGGGGCCGAGGCGGCCGCGCGGAAGUUUCAGAAGCUGGCGGCCGAUGCGGCGGAUGCGGCGCCCCUGGAGGUUGCCAUCAUUCCAGCAGAGCCUGCCUUCUCAGGCGGCUGGCCGCUCUCAGUUCGCGACGACGAGGCGUUGCUGGGGGAGUUGGUGCAGGGGCCCAUCAUGGAGGUGGCAAGGUCCUUUCCGGGGCAGAGCGCAUGGCCCAAGCAGCUGGAAGCGAAGGUGGAGCUGCGGCUGUUUCAGGAGGUGGGAUCCAUUCGGGAGUUGUUGAAGGAGGAGAGACGCCAGAGGCGCGGCCGCCACGACGAGCUCUUGCAGGCGGCCUCCCUGGUGCUGAAAGAGAUCGGCGGUCUCCGCUUGAUUUGAGUGAGGGGCGAAGUAAGUAGCCGCGACAAAGAAUAUCGUGGUGAGGUAGGAGGCUAACGCACACGUGUUAAAAAGGCACGGAUUCAUUGAGACUUG
This is a messenger RNA of Effrenium voratum, 972 nucleotides long. NCBI's taxonomy places the organism in Eukaryota, Dinophyceae, Suessiales, Symbiodiniaceae. The record is from the annotation of a GenBank genome assembly.